Dipodomys spectabilis (banner-tailed kangaroo rat) is the source of this 1053-nucleotide messenger RNA. RefSeq names its product endogenous retrovirus group K member 5 Gag polyprotein-like. Gene Ontology annotation, biological process: viral process. NCBI's taxonomy places the organism in Eukaryota, Metazoa, Chordata, Mammalia, Rodentia, Heteromyidae. The record is from RefSeq and is a predicted model, not a curated record.
AUGCAACGACCCCCUUUAAGGGUGAAUGUUUGUGAGCCCUCUUUAACAGCUCUAGGGGACUCAGAUUUCUUUCCGCCACCCCCUCUGCCUGUUAUUCCCCAGGGGCAGUCUACUCGGUCUGCACAGCUUAGUUGGCCCAGGCCUUUGAAGUUAUCUAGUCCUCCUAAUGAUGAAUUCCCUCUUGGGACAGGGGCUAUUUGCCCUCCCAGGCAUAGUGCCUUGCAGCUCUCAUUAGCACAGGCUGAUCAAAGAGGGGAGGAUAUUUCUGGUUUUCAUUUAUUUCCUGUAUUGGAGGACCAAAACCAACAAAGAACUCACCAACCUAUUCAAUUUAAACAAAUAAGAGACUUGAAAAACGCUUGCGCUCAAUAUGGACCUACAGCUCCAUUUACGCAGGUAAUUUUGGAAACAUUGUCCACUGAUGCUUUUGAUUGGAAACAAUUAGCCAGAGCUUAUCUUAGUGGAGGAGAUUACUUGUUGUGGAAGUCUGAAUUUGUGGAACAGUGUCAGGCCACAGCAGAGGUUAAUAGGGCUAAUAAUAUACCUACUACUUUUGCAAAGCUUGCUGGGGAAGGUGCUUAUAAUGACAUCCAUACCCAGUUAAAUUACCCUGUGGGCGCAUAUGCUCAGAUUAAUGCCACUGCUAAGCGUGCCUGGAAGAAACUUCCUAACUCUAAUAAGACUGAGGAUCUUUCUAAAAUUAGACAAGGACCAGAUGAACCUUAUCAAGACUUUGUCUCUCGGUUACUAGAGGCAACAAGCCGUCUCAUCCAAGAUGGGGAUGCCGGUAUGGUUCUUGUAAAAUUGGCAUAUGAAAAUGCUAAUGCAGCUUGCCAAGCAGCCAUUAGACCACUUAGAAAAAAAGGAGGAAUAACUGAUUAUAUUCGGCUCUGUGCUGACAUUGGCUCAUCCUAUAUGCAGGGCCUCACACUGGCUGCUGCACUUCAGGGACAAACCAUAACUGAAUUCCUCCGCUCUCCCCAGGGAGGCAAAAAUGGAGGAAGAUGUCCCCGAAUUGCAGGAUCUCCUGGCAGCUGUUUUUCUUGCGGCUAA